Messenger RNA from Neospora caninum, 1209 nucleotides. RefSeq lists its product as hypothetical. The record is from RefSeq and is a predicted model, not a curated record. The transcript has a single exon. The coding region runs from base 1 to 1209 and encodes 402 amino acids. NCBI's taxonomy places the organism in Eukaryota, Apicomplexa, Conoidasida, Eucoccidiorida, Sarcocystidae.
AUGUUGUGGCUCAUGAACGUCAUAUCCGCGCUUGCGCAUAUACCGAGUAUCCUCCGUGUGACUUCAGGCGUGGGGUGUCGAGGUGACAGCACGGGACUGAACGAGAAAGGCGGUGAUCGUGAUUCGCAACCCAUGUUGGCGGCAACGGACGCUGCCAUCCAGGCAGCAGCGAAAACUGCAUCUGCGGUAGCGGCUGCAACAACUGCUGGUGUUGCGGGAGGUUCCAACUCGAACGCUGCAACGCCAACGGCCCAUGAUAUCGCUGCGGGUACAGCGGCUGGCAUUGCAGUCGGUGUGGAGGCAGGAAAGCGAGAGGCUGCUAAAUUUGGGAAGGAGUCGAGCGAACCGCCAAAGAUCAGCGCAUCUGCGGCAUCAGAGUUCCUGGAACCCGUUCCCACGGCGCAACAGAUUACAGUCGGAAUCCAGAAGCAGAUGAUUGGAGAGAAUCCAGAAGAUUCACACGGAAAGCAGACUGCUUUCGCCAGUACAGAUGAUAGGCAUGGCUCUCGGGCUGUUUCGCCUGCAGCGCCGGAGGAGCCUCUCACGCGUCCAGAAUUGUCUGCAGACGGAUCCAUCAACUCAAGGCCGGCAGUAGUUGAGGCGUCGCCUGACGGGGGGCGGGGUGGAUCACCCAAGGGCGACGGGCGAUACAGAGGCACAAAACACAACAUUUCCGAUUUUGCACCAAGUAAAGACGGACCAGAUCACGAAGGAGGAGCCAGCUGCGACUCUGAUCAGCAACAACAAAGAGGACGUGGACGCAAGGAGAGAGCCAGAGUGGGUGUAGACUUGGCUCUGUCUGAGGGCACCAUCCGGACGGCAGGGGUUGCGAAAGCUGACUCGGAGCCAGAUAAGGUCGAUAGUGGCUUGGUUGCGCCAGUAGCAAGAAUUUCUGACACGAAAUCAAUAACGAAGAUUGCGGAGAAAACAAUAACGAUGAUAACAGAGAAAAUAGAGGUCCGAACUGAGACAGGCGCAUCACGGCAGGAAAGUCCGGUGCCGCAUUUGAAUUUAAGGGGUGACAAGACUGUCGAUGUCACCUCAUCUCCUUCGAAGCAACAGACCGAAUCCGCUGACUGUUCUGUUUGUGAGGGUCGUCGCACUGAAGCUACAGUAGGUGCAUACAUCAGGACUCUUACCGAAGCAGAAUGGAGUUGCGCACUGGAGAGCAGGGUCGUCGAGACGUUUAACCGCGGACGUCUGAGCUAG